Messenger RNA from Marmota monax (woodchuck), 2918 nucleotides. RefSeq names its product fibronectin type III and ankyrin repeat domains 1 (gene Fank1). NCBI's taxonomy places the organism in Eukaryota, Metazoa, Chordata, Mammalia, Rodentia, Sciuridae. Gene Ontology annotation, cellular component: nucleus. The transcript has 12 exons. The record is from RefSeq and is a predicted model, not a curated record. Gene Ontology annotation, molecular function: protein binding. The coding region runs from base 1569 to 2747 and encodes 392 amino acids. Gene Ontology annotation, biological process: regulation of apoptotic process.
UUAAUAAUUUAAACUGGGUUACUUAGUCCAUUUGCAUUUAUUAUGUAUCCUGACAUACUGGAACACUAUGUAUGGUUGUAUGACUGAUGGGUGCAAAUGUAUGUGCGUAUGUGUUUGUAUCACCUUGUUUUGUGCUUUCUAUUUCUCCUACUCGUUUUCACAUGUUUUGCCUUCUUUUAGGUUUUCUUCUCUAGUCAUUUGGAAGUCUUUGUUAGUGUCCUCCUAAUUUCAACAUGCAUACUUAAGCUAUGAGAGUGUAAAUUUAGUUUAUUAUUUUCUGGGUGAUAUAAGAACUUUACAAUUAAUUCCUCUCGAAUUAUGCUUUUGUAGUCUAUUUUAAAUUUAUUUUAAACUUUUUAUUUUGACAAAAUUGUAGAUUCACAUAAAAUUGCAGGAAGUAAUAUAAAGAAUCUGGGCAGAGUGGUACAUGCUUGUAAUUCCAGUGACUUGGGAGGUUGAGGUUGGAUGAUGACAAGUUUGUAAGCCAGUCUGGGCAACUUGGAAAGACACUGCCUCAAAAUAAACAAAAAGUACUAGGGAUAUAUUUCACUGGUAAAGCACCCAGGGGUUCCAUCCUUAGUACCAAAAUAAUAAAAUUAUGUAAUAAUUUUAGGUAAGAUUCCAGAUAUCCUCUGCUCAGUUUCUCCCAAAGUCAUUGUGUAAGGAUAGCAUAGUGUCGUACCAGGACACUGACAUUCAUACACUCACCAACUACUCAGAUUUCGCCGUCCUCUCUGUGCUCAUUUAUGACAUGUGGUUACACAGAUAUACCACCACCACCAAGACGCCCACAAUUCUAUUCGAAGGAUCCCUCAUGAUACCUUUUCUCACCUGCAAUUUUUCUCUCCUUCUCUCCUUCACUCCUGGAAACUGUUAAUUUGCUCUUUAUCUCUAUAAUUCUGUCACUUCGAGAACACAUACAAAUGAAAUGAUACAGAAUUCAGCACUUAGAGAUUGACUUUUGUUCAGUUAGCAGAAAUCUCUUAAGGUCUAUCCAGUUGUUUAAAAAUUUUAUUUAUAUAUAAUAUAAAUAAUAAAUUUGUCAAUGGACCUUUAUGUAUUUACACGUGGUGCUGAGAGUCGAACCCAGUGCUUCACACAUGCCAGGCAAGCACUCUACCACUGAGGCACAACCCAGCCCCAUCAAGUGUUUUGACAGACUUUCAUUUUAUCUGAUGGGAUAUUACUUCUAUUAUUUAUAUAUUUAGUUUUUACUUUAUCUACAAUCAUGGCUUGGAUUUGGAGUACUCCCUUAAGUCAUGUGCUAAAGUCUUGGCCCCAGUGCAGCAAUAUUCAGAGGUAGGGCUUUUGGGAAGUGUUUGGCUCUAACCUCAUCAAUGGAUUAAGCCAUUGAUAGAUUCACAUCUGAAUGGACUAUUGGGAGGUGUUAGAAACUGUAGGAGGUGGGACCUAGUUGAAGAGGAUGAGUCCUCAGGGUGUGCCCUUGGGGACUAUAUCUGGUUUCUGGUUCCUUCCUCUUUCUGGCAGCUUCCAGGCCAGGAGGUAAGGGAUUUCACUCUGCUGCACACUCACCACCAUGGUGUUCUGCUUCGCCACAAGCCCAAAGCAUGGGGCCAAGAGACUGUGGACUGAAACCUAAACUAUGGACUUUGACAAAGUUAAAACUUGUUUUUCUGUAUGGCCGGUGGUUUCUAAGAGUAGCACACAGCAAUGGAACACACAAAGCAAUUUGGAUUGUGGAAUUUGCAGCAGCAGUAAUAGUUGAAACCAUGCCAUCCUCAAAGCCUCAUCCACCUGUUGUGGGCAAAGUGACUCAUCACAGCAUUGAGUUAUACUGGGAUCUGGAAAAGAAGGAGAAAAGGCAAGGUCCUCAGGAACAGUGGCUUAGAUUCUCAAUUGAGGAAGAAGACCCCAAAACGCACACUUACGGUAUCAUUUAUACGGGAUAUGCAACGAAGCACGUCAUUGAAGGUCUGGAACCGAGGACACUAUACAGAUUCCGACUAAAGGUCACCAGCCCCUCUGGAGAAUGCGAGUACAGCCGCAUCAUGUCGGUAUCCACGACCAGAGAACCCAUUAGCAGUGAGCACUUUCAUCGAGCUGUCAAUGUGAAUGAUGAAGAUUUGCUUGUUCAAAUCCUUGAAGGAGGCCAUGUCAAGGUUGAUGUUCCCAAUAAGUUUGGCUUUACUGCUCUGAUGGUUGCUGCCCAGAAAGGAUAUACCAGGCUUGUGAAAAUCUUAGUUUCUAAUGGUACAGAUGUGAAUCUGAAGAAUGGCAGUGGCAAGGACAGUCUUAUGCUUGCAUGCUACGCGGGACAUCUGGAUGUUGUGAAAUACCUCCGCAGACAUGGGGCUUCCUGGGAGGCUAGAGACCUGGGCGGCUGCACAGCUUUGCACUGGGCUGCAGAUGGAGGCCACUGCACUGUGAUCGACUGGAUGAUAAAGGAUGGCUGUGAGGUGGACGUUGUGGACACUGGUUCAGGGUGGACGCCGCUCAUGAGAGUCUCUGUGGUGUCGGGCAGCCAGAAGGUGGCCUCGCUCCUCAUUGAGGCUGGGGCUGAUGUGAAUGUGAGAGACAAAGAUGGGAAGACACCGCUCAUGGUGGCCGUAUUAAAUAAUCACGAGCAGUUGGUUGAGUUACUUCUUGACAAAGGGGCAGAUGCAAGUGUGAAAAAUGAGUUUGGCAAAGGGGUCCUAGAAAUGGCCAGAGUGUUUGACAGACAGAAUGUAGUCUCCUUAUUAGAAGAAAGGAAAAAAAAGCUGCCUCGGAAGUCCUCUGUCCACUGAUCAGAGCACCAGCUGCCUGAGAAAUUCAAGCAAAAUAAAACAAAAAAUGACUGUUGAACUGGACGUGAUAUUCUGCGUCCUUGAGGGCUGUAUAUUUAUUUAGUUGAAGACUCGCAGUAUUUUUUUGUAACAGACGGCUAUUCCCACAUUGAAAUACAUCUUUUUACCUAA